Messenger RNA from Colletotrichum navitas, 1164 nucleotides. Its product is annotated as superoxide dismutase. NCBI's taxonomy places the organism in Eukaryota, Fungi, Ascomycota, Sordariomycetes, Glomerellales, Glomerellaceae. Gene Ontology annotation, molecular function: superoxide dismutase activity; metal ion binding. Gene Ontology annotation, biological process: superoxide metabolic process. The record is from RefSeq and is a predicted model, not a curated record. The transcript has 2 exons. The coding region runs from base 135 to 989 and encodes 284 amino acids.
CCGUCCAUCGUGUGUGGAAGCUCCCGGCAUCAGCUUUCUCUCGUUCGGCGAAGGUACCCUCACGGCGGAUCACCACCACCACCAUCGUCACCGAUCCCUUCCGCACCGCGCACACACACACACAAACAGUCAAGAUGUUUGCACGAUUAAGAAUACCGCGCGUCGGCGCGACCAUUGCCGCCGCCGCCUCCGCCCCGGCGAGGACGACGACCAUGCAGAUGCAGCAGCGCUCGCUGCACUACAUGCCCCAGCUCGCCCACGACUUCAGGCAGGGCGUCCCGGGCCUGCUUUCGGCGGAUGGCUACGACAUGGCCUGGAACCAGUACAUGACCGUCAUCCUUGACAAGCUUAACGCCCUGAUUGCAGGCACCGACUUCGAGCAGCGCGACGUCAAGCAGAUCCUCCUGGCCACAGCCCAAGACCCCUCGCAAGCCCCCAUCUUCAACCACGCCUCCAUGGCGCACAACACGCACUUCUUCUUCAAGAACAUCACCCCGAACCCGAAACCCAUGCCCGAAUCUCUCGCCUCCGAGCUGUCCCACUCCUUCUCCUCGAUCGAGACGCUCCGCCGCGAGAUGAUCCUCACGGCCUCGGCCAUGUUUGGCCCCGGCUUCGUCUGGCUUGUCAAGGCCGGCCACCAGGACUACCGCGUCCUGACGACCUACCUCGCCGGCAGCCCCUACCCCGGCGCCCACUGGCGCCUGCAGGGCACCGACAUGAACACAGUCGGCGCCGGCGGCUCCGCGAGCCCCUACUUCCAGCGCAGCGCCGCCGCCCAGCGGCCCGGCCAGAAGCCCCCCGGCGCCCUCGACGCCAUCCCGCUGCUGUGCCUCAACACCUGGGAGCACACGUGGCUGCGCGACUACGGCCUCGGCGUCGGCGGCGUCGGCGGCAAGAAGGCCUUCGCCGAGGCGUGGUGGGAGGUCAUUGACUGGCAUGCGGUCCACACCGCGGCGGACAUCCCUGCCCGGCCAAACUUCAUGCGGUAAAGGGCGGGGGCGGGGAGGUUGACCGGUUAGAAAUGGGGAAGACAGCGUCAGACGCGGUGCGGAAAAAGAGAAAGACGGCGGUAAAGUUGGAAGAAGCGUUACGACCGGAUCUCCAAAAUGCGCCAAGGGGGGGUGGGGGAUUAGGCAUAGCGGGCGACGAGGGAGUUCCCCGUAA